UUUUCAUUGAAGUUAACUUAGCUGCCAAAACACGACCUUUACUUCAUAAUACUCUCUUUCUGUCUCCUCACGCGCCGCCGCCGCCUCCGCCGCGAUCAAAGCUCCUCCUCUCUUUCAACAACCGCUAAUCCUCCGGCCAGAUUAAGGUGAACUGAGGCCCCGUUCCCAGUGCAGAAAAUCUCUGGUGAAGGGGCUGGUUUUUCGAGACUGGUAUAUAGUAGGGAAAAGGUUUUCAGUCCUUUUCCCAGACAAAAGUUUCUUUGUUAUGGAGAUGCUAUAAACUUGUUUUGUGGAAAGAAUCUAAACCAAUGAAGAAUCGUGUUUGGAUUUGAGUAACUGGAGGGAUGCUAACUUCUUCUGGGGAAGUAUAUCAUAAAUGUCAGUUUUACUUCAGCAUUUCAAAUGGAUGAUCAAUGGUUUUGAUAAAUCGUCAUCAAUGAGUCUUAGGAGGUUGAAUGGUCCUGAUGCCAAGCCCCUACAUCAGCCAAAGUUUGUUCAGCCCCAUAAGUUUCCAUUGGAUCCUAUCAAUGUCAAACAUAACAGCGACACAGUUCAAUUGCCUAUUUUAGGGGCUAUACAUAAGAUUUCCAUUUACAUCCACCGAUUUCACAACCUUGACUUGUUUCAGCAAGGAUGGUAUCAACUCAAGAUUACGAUUAGGUGGGAGAAUGAUGAUUCUGGCUCCUUCGGAACGCCAGCAAGAGUUGUUCAAUAUGAAGCACCUGAUUUGGGUUCUGAUGAUAUAUAUGGUGUCUGGAGAAUUGAUGACACUGACCAUAGCUUUUCAACGCAACCUUUUCGAAUCAGAUAUGCGAGACAGGAUAUACUGUUGGCAAUGAUGGUCUCUUUCAACUUAUCUCUCAGUAAACUUGAGGAUCCUUCAACCUCUGCUGUUAUUGUGAAGUUUGAGCUGUUGUAUGCUCCUGUUUUGGAGAACAGGUAUAAUGUCGAUGCUUGUUUGGAUACAUCCCCUGCUGCAGUCCAUGAAUUUCGCCUCCCCCCUAAAGCUCUUUUAGGGUUGCAUGCCUACUGUCCAGUUCAUUUUGAUGCAUUUCACGCUGUAUUAGUUGAUACAAGUGUGCAUGCCAGCCUUCUGAAAAGUGAGGUUCACAGUCCCUCGCUGAAGGUACCCAGCUUCUGUUUUCCCAGUGAUCCUACAGAUGACAAACAUGACCUUGCUGUGGAGCACAAUAAAUCAAAACAAGUUAUGCUUUUGAAAGCAUUAUCAAGUGCCCACGACAUACUUCUAGAAGAGCUACAAAAGCUCAGCAAGGCUAUUGACGUAUCAAUUGAAAUGGAAGAUAUUUCUUCUGGCAUAUUAUUCGGUUUCACUCAAAGAUCUGAUCAGGACUCGGCAGACGCUGAAGUUCCAGUCCAAAUUUCAAGCAAACCCCUAAAUGUUUCACAGAAACAAAAUGGUAAAGUUGAUUUUCAGCAUGAUGAUUUUCUCUAUUCGUUCUCUGAAGAAAAGCUGGCCAAGUCAUUCGAUUUGAUCUGCAAUCGAGUGAAUCACUUGUGGAGCACGUUUUUAAAUUUCCACAGGGCUAAUGCGAAGAAGAUUCUUGAAUCUCUUUGCAACCAGUGGGCUGUUGAUCGCAAAGCUGAAUGGUCAAUCUGGAUGGUUUACACUAAGGCUGAGAUGCCACAUCAGUAUAUAAGCAGUGUAGUGGAUGAUACCACCAUCCGUGGAUUACGUGGUCGAGGAUCCUCACUACGGAAGUUAACUGGCGAUCCUGCUCAGGCGGCUGCUAUGAGGGCGGAGCUCCAUAGGCGAAGUAUCGCACAAAUGAGGAUCAAUAAUCGUUCUAUUCAAGACUUGUAUAUGUUUGGAGAUCCAUCACGCAUCCCCAUCGUAAUUGUAGAGCGAGCUGUCAAUGCACCUCUUUCUUCAACCAAAGGAAUUUUUUCUUUCAAUCAGCUGGACCCGAAAUAUACAAAUGGCUUGGUUGCUGGAGCUGACUCUAUCCCCUCAAACAAGCUAUCUGGCACCACUCGUCAAACUGGCCGUGUUCUCAAGAUUGUAGUUUUUGUCCAUGGAUUCCAGGGCCAUCAUCUUGACUUACGUCUCGUCCGAAACCAAUGGCUUCUAAUAGACCCGAAGGCAGAAUUUCUUAUGUCGGAAGUUAACGAAGAUAAAACAUCUGGAGACUUUAGAGAAAUGGGCCAGAGGCUAGCAAAGGAAGUCGUAUCUUUCGUGAAAAAGAAAAUGGAUAAGGCGUCUAGAUCCGGGAACUUGAGAACAAUCAAGCUUAGCUUCGUUGGACAUUCCAUUGGAAACAUCAUUCUGAGAACUGCACUUACAGAGACGAUUAUGGAACCAUAUCUGAGAUUCCUGCACACGUAUCUCUCGGUAUCUGGCCCACAUCUUGGUUAUCUUUACAGUUCGAACUCGUUGUUUAAUGGCGGUUUGUGGCUCCUGAAGAAGCUCAAAGGCACACAGUGCAUUCAUCAGCUGACUUUCACAGAUGAUCCUGAUCUACAAAAUACUUUCUUAUACAAACUGUGCAAGGAGAAAACGUUGGAGCAUUUCAAAAACAUCAUUUUGUUAUCUUCACCUCAGGAUGGCUACGUUCCACAUCAUUCCGCGAGGAUCGAAAUGUGUCCUGCAUCGUCAGGAGACUACUCGAAAAAAGGCAAGCUUUUCCUCGAGAUGCUGAACGAAUACCUGGACCAGAUACGGGCACCUUCCUCCGAGCACCGUGUGUUGCUGCGCUGCGAUGUCAAUUUCGACAUCUCCCUGCAGGGAAGAAGCCUGAACACCUUGAUCGGCCGUGCUGCUCACAUCGAGUUCCUCGAGACGGACAUCUUCGCCAAAUUCAUAAUGUGGUCCUUCCCGGACCUGUUCCGUUGACUUGCAGCCGGCUCGCCAAUAAAUCUCUCCUCCUGAAUACAGCAUCUCAGGCGCCGCCUGAGCUGUAUUCAGCGCCAUCUGACCUCCGAUUUUUUGCACGCGAGGGGCCAAGUGUCACUGAAUCUUGGGGAUGGCGUGGUGCGGAUGAGGUUCGACGCGACGACGCGGCCCUCCACGGCAGUGUAAAUUAGUUUCUGGAAUGCAAAUUCAGUUAGAGACCUCUCAGAGAUGUAUCUUUUGUUAAUUUAGCAUGGUUAAUUUAAGCCUAAAAUUGUACCAUAAAUUUAGUUAAUAGUUAAUGUAAAUCUUGGUUGAUGAUGUGCAGUUAUAGAGGCUAAAACCAUUUCUUUGCAA
This is a messenger RNA of Salvia hispanica, 3205 nucleotides long. RefSeq lists its product as uncharacterized. NCBI's taxonomy places the organism in Eukaryota, Viridiplantae, Streptophyta, Magnoliopsida, Lamiales, Lamiaceae. The record is from RefSeq and is a predicted model, not a curated record. Gene Ontology annotation, biological process: lipid metabolic process.